Messenger RNA from Paracoccidioides lutzii Pb01, 831 nucleotides. RefSeq lists its product as hypothetical. Gene Ontology annotation, molecular function: N-acetyltransferase activity. Gene Ontology annotation, biological process: protein acetylation. The transcript has 3 exons. The coding region runs from base 1 to 831 and encodes 276 amino acids. The record is from RefSeq and is a predicted model, not a curated record.
AUGCUGGUCAACGAAAAAACUGCACUCUCCUCCUCCCGCGUCCUCCUAGUUCCGUAUUGCAAACAUCAUGUCCCACGGUAUCACGAGUGGAUGAAAGAUCCGGAAAUCCAACAAGCAACCGCUUCAGAACCGCUCAUGCUAGAAGAGGAAUAUGCUAUGCAAAUCGGCUGGCGCACAGACGCGGAUAAAUUGACAUUUAUCAUCUGCCUACCGCUUCAUGAAUCUUUAUCAUCAUCGUUAUCACGUCCGGACACAGCUGCUGGUGCUGGUGUCAUUGAUGAUAUCCAAUCCACGACACUUACCGAUCCAAACAUCGACAGUCCAGCUAUGAUGUUGGGGGAUGUCAAUUUGUUUUUGAGAGUAGAUGAACAAGAAGGUGGUAUUGGUUACGAUCACGAUGCUGAUAGUGGUACGAGAAUCGUCGGUGAAAUCGAACUUAUGAUUGCGGAGAAGGAAAAGCAGGGGAGGGGUUUUGGACGGGCUGGUCUUCUUUGUUUCUUACGAUAUAUUGCUGAUCAUGAGGAGGAGAUCGUUGGAGGGAUUGUUUCUUCUUCCUCUGCCACCGCACCCGCUUCUGCUGCUGGCAAUGGCACUGAAAAGGAGCAAGGGAGGAAAGGUGGGAAGCUAGCAUAUUUAUCUGCGAAGAUUGGUGCGGAUAAUGUUCGGAGUUUGGCUUUGUUUGAGAGUUUGGGGUUUAGGAAAGUGCGUGAGAUGGCGAAUGUCUUUGGGGAGCUGGAGAUGCGUAGGGAAUGUCUGAGGCGAGGGGAGGGGGAGGAGUUGUUGGGUAAGUGGGGGGUGGAGGAGUAUAGGGAGGUUAGGUAUGAGCGGUAA